Protopterus annectens (West African lungfish) is the source of this 3158-nucleotide messenger RNA. RefSeq names its product Rho GTPase activating protein 24 (gene ARHGAP24). Lineage: Eukaryota; Metazoa; Chordata; Ceratodontiformes; Protopteridae. The transcript is spliced from 7 exons. Gene Ontology annotation, cellular component: focal adhesion. The record is from RefSeq and is a predicted model, not a curated record. Bases 753 to 2705 code for a protein of 650 amino acids. Gene Ontology annotation, molecular function: GTPase activator activity. Gene Ontology annotation, biological process: negative regulation of Rac protein signal transduction; wound healing, spreading of epidermal cells; negative regulation of ruffle assembly.
GACCUUGCUUUCCCUGACAAGUGAAAUAGCACAAAUUGUGAAUACUGACAGGGUUAAGAGCAUCUGUUAUACUAAUGCUGCGCAUAUGACUACAGCUGGAAGUCAAAGAAAACUCAAAAAGGAAACCAUCAACACUGAUAUUUCCCCUGCCGCUUUUUCUUCAUCUACUGCUAAAAGCACAGAGAUGCACUUACUGAUUCCAGGGAAAUACUAGCCGACACUGCCAAGAAAGCAGCCCUACAUGUUUGGUGUACAGUAUGGAGGAGUACUCUUACAGAGUCACUGACUGUUCCAGUGUGUGUGUAUCUGUAGACAAGUGAGAUUCCUACCUACUUGAAGCAUGACAGAAAUUAUCAUUUAAGGGAAACAAAACAGAAGCUGAAAUAAAAUGAUAUCUUCCUUUGGCAUUCUAACCGGGAACAAUAUUCUUCAGUGAGCUUUCAGCCAUCGUUGAUAUUCACAUUUGUUUCUAAUCCAUGACCUUUUGACGGGAGCAGUCUGCUUCCCAGCUGAGAGAAAAAUACAUUUUUCUCACAACAUGCCAUUUAAAAAGAUAUUAUAUAACCUUUGCCAGACCAUCAUCUUGACAUUUAGCUCUGUCUAUUAUUUCUUCUGACGACAGGAGGGAUCCUAAAUUGCACAUUUGAAGAAUGUGCACAUGAAAAACAGUAAAAGACUGAUAUCCAUGCAUCUUUGUGCAGUGUGAGGUUUCACUGGAACCAGAUUGUAUGGGAGGGAACUCAAUAUAAGCAAUGCCAGAAAACAGAAAUGCCACAGUCCGCUCCUCUGGGGCCUUGCUGAAUACCAGUUUAACUCCUAAAGCAACCUACAGAAAAAUUAAGAGAUGCUUCAGUUUUCGAAGAGGUAUCUUUGGUCAAAAGCUAGAGGAAACAGUACGCUUUGAGAAGAAAUAUGGAAACAAAAUGGCACCUAUGCUGGUGGAGCAAUGCGUUGAUUUUAUUAGGCAGAGAGGCUUGAAAGAAGAAGGUCUCUUUCGACUGCCAGGACAAGCUAAUCUUGUCAAGGAGUUGCAGGAUGCAUUUGACUGUGGAGAAAAACCAGCAUUUGACAGCAAUACAGAUGUUCACACGGUAGCAUCCCUUUUGAAACUGUAUCUGCGGGAACUUCCAGAGCCUGUCAUUCCCUAUGCAAAGUAUGAUGACUUCCUUUCUUGUGCGAAAAUGCUCACUAAAGGUGAAGAAAAUGGAAUGGCAGACCUUAUUCAACAGGUGAAGAGCCUACCAAUGGUGAAUUACAACCUCCUGCAAUACAUCUGUAGGUUCCUGGAUGAGGUGCAGUCAUAUUCAGAAGAGAACAAGAUGAGCACACAGAAUCUGGCUACAGUCUUCGGUCCUAAUAUCUUAAGGCCGAAGGUGGAGGAUCCGCUCACUAUAAUGGAAGGCACCGUGUUAGUCCAACAUUUAAUGUCAGUGGUUAUAAGUGAACAUGAGAAAUUGUUCCCCAAAGCAGAGGAGGCUCCAACUACUCAAGAGGAGUGUAACAAUAACACAGAAGUACAGAAGAAACCACUGAGUCAAAUACAAAACAAAGAAAACAACAACACAAGGGAUGCUGCUGUGAGGCGCUGUUCAUGGGAUGCACUUGAGUCUCCUUUGCGAGGAAAUGUGGAAUGUGGAUCUCCUACAGCCCUUCCAGGAAACAAAUCAAGUAGCCCAAGGAACAGCAUACAUAAACUGGAUGCAACUCGGAGUCCCACUCUAACUGUGAAAAAGAAUCCAGCAUUCAAUAAGGGUAGUGGGAUAGUCACCAAUGGGUCCUUCAGUAGUUCCAUAGAGAUCCAGGACAAAAGUCAGCCACUGCCAAAUGGAAACCUGCAAGCCAAGAGGACAGCAUCUCUUAAAGCGCCCGGAACAAAAAUGGGUACAUGUAGUAUGCCGAGCAGCGCAGUGCGUAUGGGAGUAUCAAGUACAGAUAUGCUUAACACCACCUUGAAUAGUCGGAAUGCUCUUUGGAUGGUUAACGGUUGUGUGACAUUCAGGGACAACAAACCAAAGGACUCAAUGUAUGACUCAACACUGCAGAACAGAUUGUCCACCUAUGACAAUGUACAGCACAAUUUUUCUAUGAUUAACUCUGAUGAUAAACAGAGUGUGGACAGUGCAACAUGGUCUACAUCAUCUUGUGAGAUUUCUCUACCAGAAAAUUCCAACUCCUGUCGUUCUUCAACAACCACAUGCCCUGAACAAGAUUUCUUUGGAGGGAACUUUGAAGAUCCGGUGCUAGAUGGGCCACCCACUGAGGACCCUCACCUGGAUUUUGAGGCCAGAUAUGACCGCAGAAGUGCAGGUGGACGUAGCAGCAGGGCUACAAGCAGCAGCGAUAACAGUGAAACAUUUGCACUAAAUACCACUAGCAAUCAUAGUGCCCUGCACAGUCUUGUGUCAAGCCUGAAGCAAGAAAUGUUAAAGCAGAAGGCAGAGUAUGAAGCCAAACUAAAGAGCUUGGAACAAAGAAAUCUGGAACUGGAAACAGAGGUGAUGGCAUUGCAUGAAGAACUGGAUCAAGAAAGGAAGAAGUAUACAAUGGUUGAAAUUAAGCUACGGAAUGCAGAGCGAGCUAAAGAUGAUGCAGAAAAGAGGAAUGACAUGUUGCAAAAGGAAAUGGAACAAUUCUUUUCCACUUUUGGGGAUCUGACAGUGGAGCCUCGCAGGCCAGAGCGAAGCAACACAAUAUGGAUCCAGUGAAAAAUACCUGUGGGACUGUAGUUGUGGUUUAAUAGGCCAAGAUUCACACGUGUGGAAUCAGGUGGCUGGUCACCUGAGUGAGACUAGUACUGAACGUAAAGAACUUUAACAAACAUCAUACAGACAUUUCAACAUUAAUUGCCAGUAUUUUAUUAAUGCAGACGUUAUUUCUCUAUGCCUCAAUUCUGUUGUUGCUAACUGUUACAGCCUGUUGUGUACAUAAGUUUAAAGUGUCACCUUAAGAAAGCAAAGUAUCUCAAGGAAAAUUAUAAUGCAUUUCUUGUAUUUAAACAGAUAAAUAAUACAUUGUUGCAAUCAAGCUUUAAAUCAAGGCUUUAUUUCCUGUUGCACUUAUAUGCUAUUUUUUGCAUUGUGGUACUGUCAAGCUGAUUUUAUAUCUGACAUUUUCUUACCCUCUUGAUGGGGAAUAAAGAUAUACCAGAUGGAAAAAUA